Molecule: messenger RNA, 360 nt
Organism: Brugia pahangi
Lineage: Eukaryota; Metazoa; Nematoda; Chromadorea; Rhabditida; Onchocercidae
Source: the annotation of a GenBank genome assembly
AUGUAUGAUACUCAGACAGUUAACACAAUUCAUGGAUGUGUGAUACUCAGACCGUUAACACAAUUCAUGGAUGUGUGUUACCCAGACCGUUAUCGCAAUUCAUGGAUGUAUAAUGCUGAGAGCGUUAAUUACAAUUCAUGGAUGUAUGAUUCUCAGACCGUUAACACAAUUCAUGGAUGUAUGAUUCUCAGACCGUUAACACAAUUCAUGGAUGUGUGUUACUCAGACCGUUAUCGCAAUUCAUGGAUGUAUAAUGCUGAGAGCGUUAAUCACAAUUCAUGGAUGUAUGAUACUCAGACCGUUAACACAAUUCAUGGAUGUGUGUUACUCAGACCGUUAUCACAAUUCAUGGAUGUAUAA